GCUGGCUGGACGGAUGGACGGAUGGACACAUCCUCCCAAGCCUUCCAUGUGAACUCCAGUCAGAACAACUGACUUCAUCCUUGUGAUGCUCAGUCACACACACACACAUCAACACCCGCCCCCCACCAGCACAGACUGCACCUCCUCAACUCUGCAGUGACGCGCAGAGGAAGAAAGGAGGCUGCAGUUAGACGAACGCCUCCUUUCCUUUCCCCCCCACAUUCUGCUCUCUUUCAAUUCGCUCUUCCCUCUUUGGUCCAUUUCAUCAAGAGUAAGAAGAUCUCCCCCUCCCUCCCAACUCCCCAUCCUCCUUCACCACCAUCUUUGAGAUAAAACGCUGGCGCUGGGGCUCCGGCAGCAGCAGAGGCAGAGGCUGGCGCUGCGCUGAUGCGCUGCAGUUGCGCUGGCACAGAUUCAACGUGGGUGCGCGCAGUGAGGGGGAGAGAGAGGGAGAGACGCCGCAUCUUGUGGAUUUCUUGCCCCGUGUUCAUGCUUCUCCUCGCUCUUCCUCAGCCGGAUCCACAGAAGGAGUUGAUUUCUCGCUGACAAAAUGUGGAUUCGUAUAGUUGCGACAAUCUUCGCAGUCUGGAACCUCUCCGGGGACUCGCAGGCAGGCUUUCCCAACCAAAUCAACAUUGGUGGACUGUUCAUGCGCUCCACAGUGCAGGAGCACAGCGCCUUCAGGUUUGCUGUUCAGCUCUACAACACCAACCAAAAUGUGACGGAGAAACCCUUUCAUCUCAACUACAAUGUGGACAACCUGGAGUCCUCCAACAGUUUCUCUGUCACUCAUGCCUUCUGCUCCCAGUUCUCCCGAGGAGUUUACGCCAUCUUCGGAUUCUAUGACCGGAAGUCCAUGAACACGUUGACCUCCUUCUGCGGGGCUCUGCACACCUCCUUCAUCACGCCCAGCUUCCCCAUCGACACAGACGUGCAGUUUGUCAUCCAGAUGAGACCCAGUUUGAGAGGAGCAGUUCUCAGCCUGCUGGACCAUUACAAGUGGGAAAAGUUUGUCUAUCUGUAUGACACUGAUAGAGGUUUCGCCAUCCUCCAAGCCAUAAUGGAGUCAGCUGUGGCCAAUAACUGGCAGGUGACGGCUCGCUCUGUGGGAAGUAUUGUGGACCCCACAGAGUACAGGCGCAUCAUCGAGGAGAUGGACCGCCGGCAGGAGAAGCGCUUUCUCAUCGACUGUGAGGUGGAGAGGAUCAACUUGAUCCUCCAGGAGGUGGUGACCUCAGGAAAGAACAGCAGAGGAUACCACUACAUCCUCGCCAACCUGGGUUUUUCAAACGUGAGCCUGGACAGGGUUUUUUCUGGUGGGGCCAACAUCACAGGAUUCCAGAUCAUCAACCCAGACAGCACUGUCGUCCAGCAGUUCCUCCAGCGCUGGGAACGCUUGGAUGAAAGAGAAUUUCCAGAAGCCAAAAACACUCCGCUGAAGUACACAUCAGCCUUGACUCACGAUGCCAUUCUCGUGAUUGCUGAGGCCUUCCGGUAUCUUCGACGACAGAGAGUAGAUGUUUCUCGCAGGGGGAGCGCUGGUGACUGUCUCGCGAACCCAGCUGUGCCCUGGAGCCAAGGCAUUGAUAUAGAAAGAGCCCUCAAAAUGGUCCAAGUACAAGGUAUGACAGGAAACAUCCAGUUUGACACAUUUGGGAGACGUGCUAAUUACAGCAUUGAUGUGUAUGAAAUGAAACCUGCAGGUCCCAGGAGGAUCGGCUACUGGAAUGAGUACGAAAAAUUUGUAUAUAUAAUGGAUCAGCAGGUCACCAACGAGUCCUCUUCUGUGGAAAACCGAACAAUUGUGGUCACUACUAUUAUGGAAGCUCCAUAUGUGAUGUACAAGAAAAACUUUAUGCAGCUGGAGGGGAAUGACAGAUAUGAAGGCUACUGUGUCGAUUUAGCUUCUGAAAUUGCAAAGCAUGUCGGGAUAAGAUAUAAGCUGUCCGUAGUGCCGGAUGGGAAAUACGGAGCCAGAGAUCCGGAAACCAAAACCUGGAACGGGAUGGUGGGUGAACUGGUUUACGGGAGAGCUGACAUAGCUGUGGCUCCACUUACCAUAACACUGGUACGAGAAGAGGUGAUAGACUUCUCAAAACCCUUCAUGAGCUUGGGCAUCUCCAUUAUGAUAAAGAAACCUCAGAAGUCCAAACCAGGGGUGUUUUCUUUCCUGGACCCACUGGCCUAUGAGAUUUGGAUGUGUAUAGUUUUCGCCUAUAUCGGUGUGAGCGUGGUACUCUUCCUGGUGAGCCGUUUCAGCCCUUAUGAGUGGCAUCUGGACGAGAACGAUGAGGCCAAAGACCCUCAGAGCCCCCCUGACCCUCCAAACGACUUUGGGAUUUUUAAUAGCCUGUGGUUCUCCCUGGGUGCCUUCAUGCAGCAAGGAUGCGAUAUUUCACCAAGGUCUCUGUCUGGUCGUAUUGUUGGGGGCGUGUGGUGGUUCUUCACCCUCAUCAUCAUCUCCUCCUAUACGGCAAACCUGGCUGCCUUCCUCACCGUGGAGAGGAUGGUCUCACCCAUAGAGGGUGCUGAGGAUCUGGCCAAGCAGACAGAGAUCGCUUAUGGCACGUUAGACUCAGGCUCCACCAAGGAGUUCUUUAGGCGCUCCAAAAUAGCUGUUUAUGAGAAAAUGUGGUCAUACAUGAAAUCCGCCGAACCCUCAGUGUUUGUCAAGACAACACCAGACGGGGUUUCCCGGGUGCGAAAGUCCAAGGGCAAGUUUGCCUUUCUCCUGGAAUCCACCAUGAACGAGUAUAUAGAGCAGCGGAAGCCGUGCGACACCAUGAAAGUGGGCGGCAACCUGGAUUCAAAAGGCUACGGCGUGGCCACGCCCAAAGGCUCUGCAUUAGGAACUCCUGUAAACCUUGCAGUAUUGAAACUCAGUGAACAAGGCAUCUUAGACAAGCUGAAAAACAAAUGGUGGUACGAUAAGGGUGAAUGUGGAACCAAGGACUCUGGAAGUAAGGACAAGACAAGUGCACUAAGCCUGAGCAACGUGGCAGGAGUCUUCUAUAUUCUAGUUGGAGGCCUUGGCUUGGCUAUGACCGUGGCUUUGAUAGAAUUCUGCUAUAAGUCACGGCAAGAAACUAAAAGACUCAAGCUGGCAAAGAAUGCCCAAAACUUUAAGCCAGCCCCUCCUGCAAACGCCCAGAACUUUGCCACGUACCGUGAAGGCUACAAUGUGUACGGGACAGAGAGUGUUAAGAUCUAAAAGAGGUGGUACAUGAAUCCCCCUGGUGGAUGGAAACAGCACUCAGUGUGAUCCCAAAAUCCCUCUGUGGACGCCCUCGGGGACGAGGGCGCCCUGUCCUCAGCUUGGACAAAAGCCUACAAGUCAACAAGUGCUCAUUGUGGGUUUUUCAGACCUGUCACACUAACAGAGAGCAAAGACACAGCAGGACUUGUGCGCCUGAAAGGAUUUGCCUCUUGUAGUGCCUUAUGGAGCAUUUCAUGGCAAUGCAAUUAAGACUAAAUUAACUUGAAAACAACAGAAAAAAAAAUCAAAGACUGAGAGAAUUGAGAUGAACUGAUGGAACGGUUGUUUUAUAUUUCUAAAGGAAGACAAAAAAAGCCAUGGUUUUCAAGCAAAACCUUGACAAAGUCAUGCGAGUCGUUUAAAUACAUAUUUUUGUGGUGAGACUUGGAGCUGGAUAAAUGUUAUAUUAAGUCAAGUAAUUUUCUUGUUUUAUUCUAAGGUUUUUCUUCUGGAUAUUUAGGACAAGCCUCACUCAGCCUGUAAGGUUAAACUGUUGAGAAAAACUCCCAAAAUACAACUUCUGAUUAUCCACUGCUUUUUAAUACCAGUUUAUUCCAACUGCCAUCAUUUCAAAUGUUUAGGGGGAAAAAAGGCCCACUUUGUAUCAUUUAGUCCCAUGUUUGUAAAAUCUCAGUGACAGAAAAAAAGGCCCCUUUUCAUAGAAUAGACUAUUCCAAUGUUAAGCCGAGCUCAUGGUUUCUCCUGUGUUCUGAUUUGAGUGCUGUUCUGCAGCUGCAAUUCUUUUCUUGGUGACACUUCAUAGCUUCUUGGGUUGUGAUAAGCUUUCUUUGCCUAUGCAUUCUACCGAAGAGGAGCUGUACAGCGAGGAAGACGGCAGCAAACGCAACAAAAAGCGAACUUUUGUUUCCAUGACACACAGGACGAAGCUAAACGCCGCCGACCACGCGAGCCUACAUCUGUUCCAUCCUUCCUGCCAUCAGCAUAAAGUGCAUGUGAAUUUGGUGACCAUUAAACGAGCUGCAACUCCAAAUGGAUCCUGGUUUAAUUGACUUACAAUGACGAGUUUUGGGUCCGGUUUGUCUUUGUAACGACUCCUUAACCAGGUUGCAUGUGUGGAAUCAAGAAACCUCUGGAGAGGUCAUGUACAAAGUUUUAUUACAUUUCCUUAAUAAAAAGCAAGUUUAUAUUA
Messenger RNA from Oryzias latipes (Japanese medaka), 4406 nucleotides. RefSeq names its product glutamate receptor, ionotropic, AMPA 3a (gene gria3a). Gene Ontology annotation, cellular component: membrane. Gene Ontology annotation, biological process: monoatomic ion transport. Lineage: Eukaryota; Metazoa; Chordata; Actinopteri; Beloniformes; Adrianichthyidae. The record is from RefSeq and is a predicted model, not a curated record. Gene Ontology annotation, molecular function: signaling receptor activity; ligand-gated monoatomic ion channel activity.